AUCCCUAUUUUAUUGUCUUUCAAGCUCUGUCUGUGUGGUCUACACUCCUCUCUCCAUUUCCAUUCAUUAAGAACCUCACAAAAACAAAAGUACCUCUCUCUCUCUCUCGCACACGCGCACACACACACACACACAAUCACAUAAAAAGUUAAAACCCCACACACACUCCAAACACAGCCUUUGGGAUGAUGAACGACCGAAUAAUGGCUUCAACGAGGCAGGAAUCAGAGGAAGAGCAAGAAGAUGAACAAAUCAGAGAGAUCCAUGCUUUGACCCCACCUCGUCCUCCACCGCCACGUGGCCGUCGAAGAGAAGCGUGGGAAACACACAGUCACAGGUCAUCCUCUCUCUCCAUGGCUAGCACAGAAAGCGAGAACUUCACGAGCAUGAGCAGAGAAUUCAGCGCUCUCGUCCUAGCAGGCUCAACUAUUGACCACAACAACAUAAGUCCUAUGAUCAACAACACCCACGACAAUGAAAGAAACAACAACAUAAACAAUAACCACAACUUGGGAAGGAUCAGAGAAGAGGAGUUGAUGGAAGAGACCAACCCUUUGGCGAUCGUCCCAGAUAAUCACCCCUUGGGCCAUGUUCCAUCUCAAGGAAUAAUGGGUGCUACACGUGGCAAUGGUCAAGGUCAAGGUCAAGGUGGCGGUGAGGAACAAGUGUCGGUGCAGAGGGUGAAGAAGGAGGAGGUUGACGCUAAGAUAUCAGCAUGGCAAAACGCUAAGGUUGCUAAGAUUAAUAACAGGUUCAAGAGAGAAGAUGCUGUCAUCAAUGGGUGGGAGAGUGAGCAGGUUCAGAAAGCAACUUCUUGGAUGAAGAAAGUUGAGAGGAAGCUGGAGGAGAAAAGAGCAAGAGCACUGGAGAAAAUGCAAAAUGAGAUAGCAAAAGCUCAUAGAAAAGCAGAGGAUAGAAAAGCAUCAGCAGAGGCAAAAAGAGGAACUAAAGUGGCAAGGGUUCUUGAAAUUGCUAGCCUUAUGAGAGCAGUUGGAAGAGCUCCAGCCAAAAAAUCCUUCUUUAAAGCUGUCUAAUAUUUUAUAUUUUCAAAAACACAAUCUAAGGUAUACCAAAAGGGAAAAAAAUUGAGAGAAUAUUUAUUAUGGGUAUAAUAGAUGCCAUAGUCUAUAAGAGCCCCUUUUCCUUUUUAAAUUAGCUAAAGGGUGCGAGGGAUUGCAGUGAGCAGCACUAAAAAAAUUGGAGACGUGUGUUAUAUGAAAACCAAUUGGAGUGUUUUUAAGUGAUUGAUUACAGUGUAUGAAUGUGUUGAGUGGUGACAUGCUCAUUUGAUUGUGCUGGUUAAACACUUUUGUGUUUUGUACAUUAAAUAUAUAUUUUGCUUCUU
This is a messenger RNA of Abrus precatorius (Indian licorice), 1345 nucleotides long. RefSeq names its product remorin 4.1. The transcript has 3 exons. The record is from RefSeq and is a predicted model, not a curated record. Bases 186 to 1034 code for a protein of 282 amino acids. Lineage: Eukaryota; Viridiplantae; Streptophyta; Magnoliopsida; Fabales; Fabaceae.